AGAAUUCUUUUAUGAUUACAGGUCAAUCGGAUCAUAGCCCUCCGGCUCGACACUGACGGGGACAUCCGGAAUGACAGUCAUUAGAGAUUUUACCAUGAAAACUAUGUGGGCCAGGCAGAGUUUGAAAACAUGGACAGCUUUGAUAAUGGUUGGAAUAUUUCUUUUCGUUGCGCAAAAGUCAUUCUUCACAAAGGACAGACAGGAUUGCCCAGAGCAACCCCACGCUGAUAUCCUGCCCAAUGCUCAUUUCCGUCAUGUGGAUGUGAUAAGAAAGAAAGAAGAGGACACGAAAGUUGUUGCACCAGCCACCUUUCAGGGAGAUGAAAACGUCGAGGAACCUUUUCCAAUCCCAGCCGAUGAUGUUUUAAAGGAAAUGUCACUUAAAAACUUGUCGCGUCUUUAUCACAGGUUUGUGGAUAAUGUCGGUGUGCUGUGUAGAAACAUCAACCGUCUGGGUAAACUUACUGACGGCGGAUGGGAGGUGUGUCACGAUCAGCGAUACAGGCCCCCAAGCGAAUGUCUAGUAUAUUCCGUCGGGAUAAACAACGACUUUAGUUUUGACGACGCUAUAGCAAGGGAGUACGGAUGCGAGGUUCAUUCGUUUGAUCCAAGCAUGAAGACGAAGUCCUACAGACGGAGUGAGAAAGUAUCUUUUCAUCAGAUAGGAAUUUCUGACACCGAUGUUCACAUCCCAGAGGGCCAAACAGGAUGGGAGAUGCGCAAACUAGGGUCCAUGAAGCAGGAGCUGGGUCACGACAAGAGACGCAUCAAUGUCUUAAAGAUGGAUAUCGAGCACUGGGAAUGGAAAGUCCUCCCAGAAGCCAUUGCGACAGGUUUCCUGGAUGACGUCACCACCCUCGAUCUGGAGCUCCACAGCUGGAUCAUAGAAAAGGGCACUUAUAUCUAUGAGCCCCCGGCUGAAAUCUAUAUGGGUUAUUUGAAAAGUCUUAGACAAUUACACCAACUUGGCUUCCGUAUUUAUUUAACUCACAAAAAUCUUGGAUCCUGUCAAUUCAAAUCUAAGUUUGGCAUGAUGAGGACCAGCUGUCAGGAGAUCGCCAUGGUGCAAACGAAGAAGAGGGGUUUGUGAUUAGGAUGGACGUAAUAUAUGUAAUUGGGGGGAUCAACCUACUAAAAGUACUUUAAUCGAUGAGAGAGUGUAAUCCCAAAUAUAACAUAUUUAAAUCUGACCACUUUCUAAUUUCAUCUUGUAUACAUUUAUGGGUUUUUUUUUCUUCUUCAAAACCAGGAAACGAGUUUUGAGUAAAGGAAAGGACAUUCACCCUUGCAGUUUGACCAAAGGUUCACUUAUGCUACAUACUAGACUAAUUGUGUUAAAUUAAGUUGAAGUGAGAGUCAAGAUUCUUGUAUAUAUAUAUAUUAUUUAUUAUGUGCCGGGGUUCUAUGUUCUCUGUCCAUACCACGCGACCUGGAAUCGAACUAUCAGCUCGCCCCUCUCGGAAAGGCUCAAUCGUCAGGACUAACAUGGCGGUCUGAAGUGUGAAGAUACUUGUAGUGUUAUUUGAGUGCGUGCAUGAGUGCCUGGGUGCGUGCGUGUGUGUGUGUAUUAAGUAUUAAAUUAUAUUAUAAAUUGAAUGUGGAAUCGAACGAGAUGUAAGAAUGGAAUUCAUUUUCUCAUGUGUUUUUUCUGGACAUUACUGAUGUAAUAUAUUAUACUUACUAUUGACAUCUGUUUAUUGCUUCAAGAUAUCAUGUCACGCCUGUAUCGUAAUUAAACUGUUUUUACACCA
Molecule: messenger RNA, 1751 nt
Organism: Haliotis rubra (blacklip abalone)
Lineage: Eukaryota; Metazoa; Mollusca; Gastropoda; Lepetellida; Haliotidae
Product: probable methyltransferase-like protein 24
Exons: 8
Coding region: 71-1090 (339 amino acids)
Source: RefSeq, a predicted model, not a curated record